Molecule: messenger RNA, 555 nt
Organism: Phycomyces blakesleeanus NRRL 1555(-)
Lineage: Eukaryota; Fungi; Mucoromycota; Mucoromycetes; Mucorales; Phycomycetaceae
Exons: 4
Coding region: 1-555 (184 amino acids)
Source: RefSeq, a predicted model, not a curated record
AUGAACGAAGCUACACCAUUCCAAGUCCUUACUGUCAAGGCAUCAAUAAAGACAACAGGGUGGAAUCCAGACCUCCUUAGACCUCUACAAGUCCUUGUCGCUAAAGUCCACACAAUUGUCACCCACACUUUCACACUUAUGAGAUACAUAUUUCUUACCAAGUUAUCACGCGAUCCAUUCUUCGAUCUUGACAAAUAUAUUACACAAGAUAUUUUUGCUAAUGUCUUUUUGUUGCUGUUUGAUCAUAGCACUGCCUUCUAUAUAACAGAAAUGACAAGCCAUAGUCAUGAACCAACCAAUGUACCUCCAAGCACUAUUUUUCGUGCUCCCACCUUUCCCUUCGAACCUUCAAACAAGUCGAAAACUCUCGCUAAUAUAGCCCCACCAAAUGGCCAACUAGAUCUUGCUGCUGCACUGAACUUCUGGUAUAUAAUUAACCGACUUAAACAUGGUACUUUUCCUAAUAGAUUUACCCGUACCAUUAAAGUUGUAAGUGCUAGAAGACAAGCAGAAGAAGAUCUCCAGGAGGGUCGUCGUUUGAGACAGACUGAAUAG